This is a messenger RNA of Condylostylus longicornis, 998 nucleotides long. RefSeq names its product anamorsin homolog (gene CIAPIN1). The record is from RefSeq and is a predicted model, not a curated record. Gene Ontology annotation, molecular function: iron-sulfur cluster binding. The coding region runs from base 105 to 881 and encodes 258 amino acids. Gene Ontology annotation, cellular component: cytoplasm. Gene Ontology annotation, biological process: iron-sulfur cluster assembly. The transcript has 4 exons. Lineage: Eukaryota; Metazoa; Arthropoda; Insecta; Diptera; Dolichopodidae.
CAUAGCUAUACUAAACAAAAGAAAGAAUUGUUCUGAUUUUAGAGUUCAUUAUCGAUAUUUCAUAAAACUUCUUAAAAACUAUACUUUUUUACUUUAUUAAAAAAAUGGAAAAUUUAAAAGAUAUUAAAAAUUUAUUGUAUAUAUGGGGACCUGAUUCCUCACAAGAUCUAGAAAAAGCUGUUAAUGAGUGGAAAAAUUUAAUUACUGGCGAUAUUUUAGUGGAAAACAUCGAAAGAUUAUUAUUUACUUCGCAUUCCAAUUCAAAUUUUGAUUUCAUCAUCUUAAAUACUGCUAAUUUUAAAGAGGAAGAUUUGGUUAAAAUAUUAAAACUUCUAAAACUUUCUGGAAUAUUGCGCAUAGAAAAAUAUAAUGGUGCGUCUGAUGGAUUACUUUCCGAAUUAAAAUUAUCAGGUUUUGUGAAAGAAAGAAUGGAUGGAACAAUAGUUUAUUGCGAAAAACCUAAAUAUGAAAUUGGAUCAUCUGUGAAAUUAUCAUUUGCUAAUAAAAACAAUGCGACAGAUAAAGACAAAAUAGCGGCUGUGUGGAAAGUAAAUGCUGAUGACAAUGAAGAGACUAUUGAUCCAGACUCAUUAUUAGAUGAAGAAGAUUUGAAAAAACCUAACCCUGAGUCUUUAAAAGUGUGCGGAACAACGGGUAAAAGAAAAGCAUGCAAAAAUUGUGUCUGUGGUUUAGCUGAAGAGUUGGAUGCAGAAGCAAGACAAAAAGCUGCUGAAAAUACACAAAACGCAAAAUCGAGUUGUGGAAGCUGUUAUCUUGGCGAUGCUUUUCGAUGUUCAUCAUGUCCAUAUUUGGGUAUGCCGGCCUUCAAACCAGGAGAACAAGUAAAAUUAUCAGAUAAUUUUAUGAAAGCUGAUAUAUAAAACUAAACUGCACAAACACGAUUCAAUUCAAUUGUUAUUGGGCCUAUUUAUGUGGUUUUUUUUUACUAAUACAAAACUUAAAUAGUAUUGAUAAAUAAAUUAUUUUAAAGUUCUUAA